Bursaphelenchus okinawaensis is the source of this 613-nucleotide messenger RNA. NCBI's taxonomy places the organism in Eukaryota, Metazoa, Nematoda, Chromadorea, Rhabditida, Aphelenchoididae. The record is from the annotation of a GenBank genome assembly.
AUGUCUCGCCAGUCAAAAUGGGGCAAUUACUACAAUGGAGAGAAGGAUACGAAGCACAAAUUUGUGCUGAAGAUGAUUGAUACUGCCAAUCAGAUGAUACCCAGUUUUGAUGAAAUGUUCGACCAGGUAAAGGUUGCUUGGUAGUAAGGCUAAAAAUGGUAUUUUUGUUUAAAUCUUGUUUGAAAAUGCCAAUUUUUGCUGUUUUUUAAAGUUUGUUGGGUUUGAUACCUACUACAAUAUCAAAAGUCAUCAUUUUUAUUGAAAAUAAACCAAAAACCCAAAUUUUUCUACAAAAAAAUCGAAUUCCCAAGCAAAUUUUGAUUCAAAAACAUCAUUUUUUCAGGAAACCUUUUACAUAUUCGCCUUUUGUUUCGUCAUUGGAUCCUUCACCUUAUCCUUUAUAUUAUGCAAAUUUUUCAAAAUUCAAAUUCGAGAAUACGAUUUGUUCCCUGAAGACAAGAUAAACCAAAGACAAGAUGACAAAGUUGAAUGGAAACCCGUCAACAUCUUCAAAACACCCAUGCAACACUGGAGGGACAUCAAAAAGCUGACCAAGAAGAACACAUUGGCCAAUACUAAUACCGAUACUGCUCAAACACGAAAAACUCAGUAA